CUGUGGCUGUGGCAGCGCUCCCGCCCCUUCCCGCCGCGCCAUGGCGGCCGUGCUGCGCGUCCAGCGGAAACGCGGCGGCCCCGAGCCGGCCGAGGCGCUGCUCCUGGCCUGCAAGCGGCGGCGGGCCGAGCCUGUGGAGACCAACCUCUUCAAGCUGGUGGCGACCGUGUCCUCCAAGAACGAACCAGUUCACAAGUACGUUAAAGAUGCGAUCACACGAGACAAGGCAGCUCAAAGYCUGCGCCCCUCUUUGGGAAGCACUCAGCGAAUCCUGCAGGAACUCCGUUCUUCCAGGCAAGUGAAAAGGAAGGAGAACCGUUACCGUGUGAUAUCCAGCCAUCGGCCAGACUGUACAGAAACAGCUGCACCUGCCACACGGGGCGAGGCUGCRCUCGAUGGGGACAGGUCAGACUCUGGAGCACAGGAAGAUGCUUCACMAGAGGAGAGCAAUGCUGUCGAUCAGAGUUCUGAUGGCUGUGGGAAAUUCCAGCUGUUUGAUAUUGUACAAGAAGAAGAGAUGGUGGGAGACUCCAGCAUAACCUCUGCAAACCCACAGCAGAAGACUGAUCCAGAUACAAUUCUUUGCAAUGCAGUAGAGAUGAUCCGUGAGCGUUUAAAUCUUUCUGAAGACGGUAAAAAAGAACACGGUGACAAAGAAGAUGAAUAUGUUUACGACAUCUAUUAUAAGGAAACAUCAGCCCCUGACUGGAUUGAAAAUAUCCUUUCUGUACAGCCCUAUAGAGAAGAAUACGAAUGGGUAAAUGAUGAUCCUGGUCCAGAAGAAGUGUAUGAAGAUGAAGAUGAUGAAAAUGAUGAAAAUAACUGGCGUAAUGACUAUCCUGAAGAAGAUGAAUUUUUUCCUGAGGAAGAUGGAGAAAAAGACUCUGAUGAGAGCUUCAGUGAUGAGGAACAAUGUUACAGGAGAAGAACAUGGGACAAAUACCGACAGGAAAUUUUGCAGGAAUUCGGAUACGAUGAGAUUGAAGAUUUAGGUUCUGACUAACAGCCUGUUCGUGGAGAUGAAAUGCACACUGAAGGUGGAAUUCUGCUGCUGUAGGAGAAUGUACUCGGAGCAGCCAACUUCAGCUGGUGGAUAUUAAAACAGUUGGGUAGGAGUAUGGCCACUUGACAACACAAAUUUUGUUCCAGCCAUAAGAUGCUGUAUGCUUUAAAAUACAGUUUUCUGCCCAUUGCGUGUGUUGAGGUUCUGAAGGGACUUUUAAUUUUUUUUUUCCCCCAAAGCUGCAUGCCCAAGAGUUUGUACCUGUAGCAAAUGUACCUCCACAUAUAUGGGGAUACUGUUGGCAACAGCCCUUCUAGUCAUGACUAAUGUGUCAAGUUUCACAAGAAGRUCAAAGUGUCUGCCUUGAUGCCCAGUAGAGGUCCUGGGAAAAGGCAGCCUAUCUUAGUGGUUUCUACUUCAUUUGUUCCUAAGUGUCAAGUGACUUUCUUCACAAGUGUUUGAGCAUAUGAAAUGCCUUGUCCAUGACUCUCCACAGUCUACUGUUGGAAUAGAACAAUGUGCAUUUAAAUUGUAAAUAAAAGGGGUUUUUAUCAAGUUUUCUUUACUCAUUUAAAGAUCAAUGAAGUUGGUACAGCUGAAUCCAGGUCACCGUUUUAAUUUGCAUUCAUACAUCUUUAAAACAAUUCCAUCAUACCUGUUCAGACACGCAGAAUAUUUCAGUACUGUCCUACUUGAUAUAAAGAAUACCUAAUUGGAUUAGCUGUUACCUGCUCAAGAUCAUUUAUGAACUCUAGGUUGCAGCAGUGACUUAGGCCAAUUAGUUCUGACUGGUAAUGGCAAAGUAGUGGAGGCAAAAUACUUGGUUUUGUUUGUUUCAGAGAAAGGUUAAUAUCCAGUGCAAAUGUCCAGAUAUCCCCACUAUUACUCAAGUCACUGAUGCAACUUUGGYGUACCAUUUGAAGAAUGUAUGGCUUCAGCCAUAAUCUUGUAAUUACAAGAUUUAGUUCARCUGAAAUGCACAAAACCCCAUGUGGCCAAACUCAGGUCAAGUGAGAUAGACAUCCUGAACUAAGGUAAAAAUUCCAGGUAUGCUUUUCAAGUACAUCUCACUUUACUUGCCAAACAGGCUGACUUCUUGYUGCCUUUUGCUGCACCAAAAUUUAGUGUCCUGAUUUUAGGCUUACAGCUUUSGAAUUACAAAGACUACAAAUCAGCAUGUUUGUGCUGCAACAGUAUUUUUUACUUUUCUUUUCUUCUACUACUUCUUCUUCUACUUCUUCUUCUACUAGCUUUUCUUCCUGCUAGUCAGCUUUCAAGCUGCUGCCACAGGGAUUUCUGUGAGGUUUUGGAUGGUUAUUUUCUAGUGAACAGUACUGAAAUUUACAAAGGGAAUUUUCUGACUGCUGAGCUAACUCGGGCUAAGGUGUGUUCACUGAAACAGUUCAAAAAUAAAUGAUUACAGGCUUCAAACUGAACAUUUUAAUUUUGGAAAUUUUAUAAAACCUAGCAGAAAUUGGCAAAGUACUAACAAGUUAACAAGAAAAAAAAAUCAUCAACUAUAAAUCAAAUCUUUAGUGACCAGGUGUUUUGCUGAUUAGAUCCUAGCUACAGUCAGAAACAUUUCUAUGUACCAUACAGAAUAAAAUCCUCAAAGGGGAAAGGUUGGUUCAGUCUUUAAAUAAUGGAGAACUUCAUUAGUUUUUCUGCUCCUAAUGAUAAAUUAGGUCGUUUUUUGUGASCAGUUGUCUUCUGGGAUAAGAACUGAGUGCAGAACUGAGAUAGCACAGCAAAUCAUUUCAUGCAAACAUCCAUCAGAAUUAAGCUGGAAGUGACUUGGUCUUUGGAGUCAAAGUGGGUUUUAGUCUAACUUAAUAAUGCAUUACUUUACCAUCUGGUUCUGCAAAAAUCUAAUUUGAUCUGUUAGCUCUUAUCAUUUUCAUACCAAUUCUGAAGAAGAAACAGUAUUGACACACAGCUUGUGUGAGUAGGUAAUGAGUAGGUAAUCAUUAUCCAAUGAAAACAUGCCACAGUUUAGGGGCAUGACCCAAGGACACGAUCUAUGUUGGAAUCCAUCUGCAAGGAAGAACAUUUUCAGCAUUUCUGGAAGACCAUCGAAAAGAGUUUUCCUGUGUCUUCCAGUUCUACCUCUUUUCUUUUCUUUUGGUUUUGUAAUUGCUUUGUCCUCCCUCCUGCUUCUUGUAAUAGCUUUAAACUUUAGUUGGAUUUGAUUUCUAAAUUAAUUUCUUCAUUUGGGUCCAUCUCUGUUAAAACACAGUAACAGAGCAGCUGCAUGUUUCGUGUGAUGACACCUGCACAGGAAAUGGGAGAUAGAUCAGAACAAGAGCCACCUAUCUCAGCUGGGGCCAGCUCACCACAACCCGUUCCAUCAACACGCCAUGAGUCACCUAUUUACUCUUCUUUCCUAACGACA
Messenger RNA from Malurus melanocephalus (red-backed fairy wren), 3395 nucleotides. It is a transcript of the gene SLC7A6OS, whose product is annotated as solute carrier family 7 member 6 opposite strand. Bases 41 to 1003 code for a protein of 320 amino acids. The transcript has 5 exons. The record is from RefSeq and is a predicted model, not a curated record. Lineage: Eukaryota; Metazoa; Chordata; Aves; Passeriformes; Maluridae. Gene Ontology annotation, biological process: developmental process.